GUGUGUUCAUGAAGAUGAAGUUGAGUCUCUCCAAAGUAGUUGGUGGCUGUCGUCUCGGCAUGCUGACAAACCUUGGCAAGAAAGGGAUUCAGUGCAUGGAUAUUCCAGGUUGUCUGCUUUAUACCAAAAUGGGAUCAGCACCACACCUCACCCAUGACACACUGGAGACUGUCAAAGAUGUUCCUGUUGUUGUACAACUUCCACUUCCGGCUCUGGUAGAGCUUCAGGAGGUCAUGGAGGAAUAUAAAGAAGGAAUUGGAACGUUUGUAGGUAUGCCUGACUCGAUAGUGUACUGUUCCCUCCUUGACCCAGCUGUUUUCUCUCCACCCGGCUACAACAACAACAAGACAGUUUCCAUAUGGGGGUCUGGAGGGAGGAUGGAAAUGACACCAUCAAAGUUCAUGGCCCUUCAACGGGCUCUCCAGCCAGACUGGUUCCAGUGUCUCUCUGAUGGAGAUACUAUCGCCGCCGAAGUCUCCAAGAAGAGAGCCAAGAAGUCUGUGGAUCGAUCGCUUUCCUUUUUGGAUGAGUGCUUACAACUGCAAGAGGAGUUUCCAGAACUGCAAGAGAGCGUGAUGAUCGGUGUUAUUGAAGGUGGGGACCUGUUGGAGGAGAGGCUGCGAUCUGCCAGGGAGACUGCCAAGCGCCCGGUGGGUGGCUUCCUGCUAGACGGCUUCCAGGGAAAUGCCAUGGCCAAGGACACCAAGCUGGAACUCUUGUCCUCUGCUAUAGCAGAACUUCCAGAUGAUAAACCAAGGCUCAUCCAUGGUAUUGGCAGGCCAGAUGAAGUGCUGGAGUUAAUUGAAAGAGGAGUGGAUGUUUUUGAGAGUUGCUUUCCUUACCAGGUGACAGAAAGAGGCUGUGCCUUGUCUUUCAACUACGGUUGUCAUCCGGAUCCUGAUGGAGAUGUCCUAAAAGAAAAUGGGGAACCAGACAAGGAAGAAAGCAAGGAUGAAAAAACAAAAACCGAAAUCUUCAGUGAAACGGAAGGGAUGACUGCAUUUGAAAUAUGUUUGAAGGAAGAAAGGUACCAGGACGAUUUUGGUCCUUUACUGAGUGGAUGCUUGUGCUACUGCUGUCAGAAUCAUAGUCGUGCCUAUGUCCACCACCUCCUGAUGACCAAUGAGUUGCUGGCCAGUGUCCUGCUCAUGAUGCACAACUUUCAACACUACUUUGCCUUCUUCCAUUCUAUUCAGGAUGCCCUCAAAGAAGACAGGCUGGAUAAAUUGAAGGAGAUCGUCUGUAGGCAAGCUGUUUAA
Molecule: messenger RNA, 1259 nt
Organism: Euleptes europaea (tarantolino)
Lineage: Eukaryota; Metazoa; Chordata; Lepidosauria; Squamata; Sphaerodactylidae
Gene: QTRT2
Product: queuine tRNA-ribosyltransferase accessory subunit 2
Exons: 8
Coding region: 9-1259 (416 amino acids)
Molecular function (GO): tRNA-guanosine(34) queuine transglycosylase activity
Source: RefSeq, a predicted model, not a curated record